Molecule: messenger RNA, 1906 nt
Organism: Penaeus vannamei (Pacific white shrimp)
Lineage: Eukaryota; Metazoa; Arthropoda; Malacostraca; Decapoda; Penaeidae
Source: RefSeq, a predicted model, not a curated record
CUCGUCAACCUGGCUGAACCUCAGGAAACUGUACCAGAUGAACCUACCUUGACUCAGCAGGGUACAGUGGGACACCCAUCUGCCUUGUCACGGUGGCCUGGGCUAAGCGGGCCAGUCGCGAGGAGUCGGUUGAAGGAGGAGGCUGUCCUGGUGGACGUCCGGGUGUCCGCGCCUCUGCAGGACGUCGCGCUCGGGGACUCUUCUGACCCCGUGGUGAUGACGGCUAGGGUGACCAAGGACGGGAAGGCAGUCCUCGGCGGCGUCGUGGUCGCAACGGUGACGGAGUGCAGCGGCGACGGCGACUGCGAGACCAGGAUCCCUCUGUUUGACAACGGCAGCGGAGCCCCCGACGCCACGGGAGGCGACGGCGUGUAUUCGGCGUACUGGCACUCCGCCAAUAGCAGCGCCGCCGUCCCCCUCGCCGCCGCCGCCCUCGUCAGAGCAGCGGCGGGAGAGAACGCCGCUGUGCUCGAGGUUCCGGUCGCCGAAUGCUGUCCUUCGACGCUGCUGCAGAGGAACGUGACGUCACUGGGGAGCUUCGAGGCGAGCGGCGUCCUGAGGGCUCGGGUGACGCGCGCUGGGACGCUGCCCCCCGCGAGAGUGUCGGAUCUGACGGUGACGUGCUCUGCCUUCAACUCCACGAGCGGCAGAGCCACCGUCAGGUUCAUGUCACCCUUCAUGAUUAAGGCAACAGGACAGAGCUACGGCAUCUGGUAUUCCACCAGCGCUGGCGUCAACACGGCCGACCAUCCUAAUGUCCAGGAAUUUUGGACUGGCUCACCCGGCGAUCCCGUCGAGCAAGACAUCUCGGUGCAGUGUGGCUCCAUGCUUUUCUUCCUCGUGGUGGGCACGUCGGGCAGACUCCAAGGGAAGGACUCCAACCUGGCGCGGGCCUUCUGUCCCUGCGCGCCGGCCAGCGGCUCGCCAGUCGUGGCCAUCGUCCUGGGCGUCGUCGGGGGCAUCGCGCUAGUGGCGGUGAUUGCGCUCUCAGUCUUCUACCGCGACAAGAUUUCGCACCUUUGGCACACACAUUGCAAAAAGAAGCCAAAUCGUGCUGAGCCAAAUCGCGUCGAGCCAAGUAGCGCGGAGCUGAAUCGCAUUGAGCCAAAUUGCGCUGACGAGGCAAAUCAGGAGCCCAUUUACGCUGAGAUCCCCUCGAGCAACCGGCCUCUGCCAGACAUUCCGCCCACCUCGCCUCCGAUUUUCGAGGAAGUGACCUGCGCCAAUGCGUAGUUUUUUUUAGGACAAAGGGGAAUAGAGUGAACAUAAAGGGUGACGAUUGCACUAUAGUGUAUGCGUGCGUGUGUGUAUAUGCAGGCCAUUGGAAGCCACGCCAGGCCCCGUGGUAACACAGCGUUGACGCUGAAGUUCAAUCAAAAGGUCAUAAAUUUUAACAUGAUGAAACUGCGGUUUGCUUCAUGGUGAAAAAUACUCGUUACGAAGUUUUUGUAAAGAUUGUGGCGUUUCUUUCUACGCCAAAGCUCCGGGCCCACUCCCUUCUCGGACGUCCUGAGUAUGUAUAUGUUGUAGGAAUGUAUUUGCGUAUUUGUACGUGUAUUUGUAUUCCCUGUGUUUGCGUGGAUUUGUAUCCGUCCACGAGCGUGUGAGCAUUUCAACUGCUUCACGUCCAUCUCCCUCUCGACCUCCUUCCAUCCACGCGUCUGUUCAAUGUACCUUCACCGUCCAACCAUGUGGCUAUACCUUAACUGAGCCACUCUCGCCUUUUUCCAAGGUUGACGCUGUCCCAGCCUGUGCUCCCGUGUCCUAGGUCUAUAUCAGUACACAGUCUACGUGUCGAGACCCUGCGCUCGUCUACGCUCCUCUUUCGUGGGCACUUCCGUCAGCCGAGGUAGCACUCAUCCCCGCGCUCUCCGGCUGCUUCCCACCUCGCUACCAUUUUGUAUGA